Messenger RNA from Passer domesticus (house sparrow), 13428 nucleotides. RefSeq names its product translation initiation factor IF-2. The coding region runs from base 408 to 1076 and encodes 222 amino acids. The transcript has 2 exons. NCBI's taxonomy places the organism in Eukaryota, Metazoa, Chordata, Aves, Passeriformes, Passeridae. The record is from RefSeq and is a predicted model, not a curated record.
GCGGCGGGCGGGCGGCAGCGGCCCCGGUCCCCGCGGCCCCGGCCCCGGCGGCGUCCCCGCGCCUCCCUGCCGCCUUGGUAGCGCCGGUCCGCACUCGGCCUGACCCGGGACGUCACGGCGCCUGCCUGUGUUCCCAAUGAUAACUUGGCAGGAGCAGGGGGAAGCGGCCGGGUUUUUCCUGGGCUCGUUACCGGGGUGACAUUCAGUGCCGGGCGAGCCUCGCCGGUCACCGCCACGUCCCACCUGGAAAAAACACAAACAAAACCACCAAAAGAAAAACACAAACAAAAAAACCCAACCUAACAAGAACAACAGCAACCAAAAAAAAAAAAAAAAAAAAAAAAAAAAAGGCGACUGCCGAAAAGGGGGGAUGGGGAGAGAGGAGGUGCCGGCCGCCCACGGCUGGGAUGCGGGCGGCGGACGGGACACUUCGCCCAGGGGACGCGGGGACACUCGCGCUGCCGGCCGCCAGCAGGCCAUGUGCCGAGCGGGCGGCGGGGGCGGGGAACGGGCACCGCACACACACACACACACAAAAAAUCAGUGAAUUUAAAAAAAAAAAACGAAAAGCACCCGGAAUGCCAGAGGAGGCCGGGCGAGCAGCGAGGAUGCCGCACCGCUGCUGCCGUGCAGGCCCGGCGCCGCGCCCCCCCAAUCCCCUGCAAGGCUCUGCAGGGGAAGGCGGGGGAGCCCCCGGCGCACAGCGCCCCACGGCCCCUCCGGAGCCGGGGUGCCCGGCGGGGCUGCGGGCCGGGCAGCCCGGGCCGCACUGGGGCACCUGGCUCGCAAUGGCGUCGCCGCCGAGGAGAGCCAAGGACUGGCGCAGAGCUCGGCGCGGCUCGGUGAGGGGAGCCGGGGCCAUCGCUCCCCUCCUCUGCUGCUGGGGCAGCCGAGCAGCUGCUCCCGAAAGCAGGAGGGUGCGCGUUGGGGCAGAGCGAGCCGGGGCCUGCGGCAGCCCCGGGGCCGCUGUGAGCGCCGAGCAGGCUGGCAGCGCUAUGCCCGGCCAUGGCAGCAGCCACACGCAUCCGCUGCCCUGGGUUCGUGUGCUUCGCAAAGCCGGAUCCUGCACAUCUUGAACGCUCCCACUAAAUUCCGAGGGCAUUUUCAUGUGUGAGACUUAACUCGCCUGCAGAAGUAUUCCCAGAACUAGGCCUCGCUUAAACUACCCAUGGCAGCCUGAGUUUAAGUGCCUCCUCAUCUAAAAACCAAUCUACACAUUGCAUCCCAAAGUGCUGCAGCACCACACCACCUACUCUGUGACCGCAGAGCGUCCCAGCAGAGCCCUGAGACAAGUUUCCCUCUUCUGUGUUGGUUUUCACACCAUCUAUUAUAAUAACAGCAAGUUACAACAUCACCAAUGCACAGGUAACUAGCGCAGCAGAAUCCAUGAAGGGAUGCGUGUAACAGAGCUGAAACAAUUUUUUUUUUUUUUGCAACUGCCUCUGUUCAGCCUUAAUAUUAGCAUUAAUACUUUCAGUUUCCUCAUUUAAAUACAAUAAAAGGGAAAAUUGCCUUUGCUUAAUAUUGUUACUACUCAGGUCUUGCAAUUCCAGUUUUUAUAUGACGAUAAAGUCAGGGAGUAGUUAGUGUACACCUUUUCUGUUGCUGGUCUCAGUGCCUUCAGCAGCAGCUAUGGUGGGAUCACUUACUGCAGCUGGGAAAAGAAUUGGGGAAGAAAGAAAUAAUUCUUGGAAUAUUGUACAGUCCAAGCGUCAUUUCAGAAGCCUGAAAUUGAAAGCACUGGGUUGUGGGUUUUUUUCUUUUUAGACCCAGGCUACUCAGGAUGCUUUCUGGCUUGGCUAGAAAGACAAGUUUACUAUACGUUUCUGUUCUGGAAUCAUUUUGAACUGCUUUUAGUCUAAAUUCUUACCUGUCUUUACUGUCUCAGCAGAGUACAUUACUGAUAUAUGUUUUUGGUAGACUUGAAAAGCAACGUGUACAGCUUGAUUGUUGUCGUUGUCUGUAUUUCACCAUUCAUUUUUAAGUGAGCCUCUUUUGAUUGAUGUGAGGAAUUUGUUUGAAAGGAUGAAGGGUAUGGCAUAGCUACCCAUGAUGCUACUUAAAAUUGCACCAUAGCUCAGCUAAGAGAUUUUUCAUUGUGAUUGUCACACUUUUAAAAGCGCGUGAGUUAAUCAAAUUUCUAUUUUUAGAAUGCACUUAAAGGAAUAUUAAAAUGCAUUAAUUUCAUUAAAAUAAAUGAGCAGAUAGGUAACAAAAUAAGUGUCAGCCAAAUAAGCAAGAUCUCAACUAUGAAGCCAAAUCCAGCCCUAGUGAAAUCAUCUGAGUUGUGCUUGUCUAUAGCACAUAUAAUUUGGCUUCUGCAGUCACACAGCUGACGCUUUAUUUGGUUUUCAGGGGUGUGUAUAUUAAAAAUGUGCGAGCCACGCUGCUUCUUCAGCAUGAUUAACCACUGAAGUGAAAUUCACCCGGUUCCCUUUUAGCUCUGCUGUGCAAUCCUAUCACACGUGCACUUUUUGGUGUGCAUACACACCUGAGAUGCAGAGAGGCAUUCCCAGCCCCUGUGUCAGUCUAAGGGAUGUGAGCUGAGUCUGAAGUGAGGGUGUGCUAAGUUGGAUUUCAGCAGAGGCUGUUCACAGCAUAUAUAUGCUCCAGUUAAUAGGCUGCACUGGAGUCUGUGCCACCAUCUUUCAUUACUGCUGUUACUCAUGCCAGUGAGAGUAAAGGAAGGGUUGGUGUGUCUGUAAUCACAUAUUAAUUUGCUAUGUAGAUAUAUCCUAAGAACCUCUCAGCCCAGGAAAAUUAUACUGGAAUAAGGUUGGAUGUGAAUGUAAAGCAGAACUGUGUUCAGAUAGUUUAUUCAUUCUGGAAUGACUGAGUUGUUUCCUGGUUUCACUUAAUUCACUUUCAAAGUGGAUUAAGGUAAUUCAAGAAACUGAAUUCUUACACUGGCAUAAAAGUUGUCUACGCAUGGGUUAAGUCGAACACAAUUACUGCAGUGUACCUCAUAAGUGUCUUGAAAUAUCUUGGUGUGUAGACAAAUCCAGAGUCCCACAGGUGAAAACAACAGAAUUUAGCCAUUUUGUAUAACAUGAGGUUAAUUUAGCCCAACAUUUGACCUACUUCUUUUCUUAUGAAGCAUAUUUAAUUCAUUACAGGUUUUUCUUCCUCAGUGAAAUCCCCACAACAGAAAUAUAUUUAUGAUCAGUUUCAAGAUAGCAAUGUGAUGUGCACUCCACUAAAAAUAAACAAUUUAACCAGUAUAUUCUCUAAAUACCUUCUCAACUGCCCUAAAGUGGAGAAAAGGUUCUUUACUGGAAGAAAUACCAGCUUCUCAAUCAUAAAUAUUUUGAGUGGGUUGUUCUAAACAAAAGGUAAACAAACCCCAAAGCUCUGCUCUGCCCUCUGAGACACCCAUGAUCCAUUUGACUGCAUUCCAUUCAUAGCAAUAGCAUCCAGUCUGACUCAGCAAUAUUAGUUCCUGAAUGAGGAACCUCACAGACUCACACAGAAGGGUUUGCAGAAUAAGAAGGCCUUCAGGAGACACGUUAAGAAUAGAGAGCUAAUUUAUAGUUUGCUUACAGAGGCCUGAAUCAGGGAGAAACUACCUGAAACCCAGGCAGCCUCUGCUUCUGCUCUGAAUCAGGUGUAUUGCAUCACUGGCAAUACAGGAAAGUGACUGAACUGAUAAUGAGAACAUAUAAGAUGUUUUGUGACCUUGUGCCAAGCACAAAGUUUGUCAAAUGUCAUUCAGUGUCAUUCCAUGCCACAUGCAUCCACGGAAAAGAGGUGACUCUCUAAUGUGAAUGAAGCCUCCUAAACUUUGAGACUGUUUGUUGGUUUGCUUUUGUCGAAGGAGAUGGCAGGGGAGAGGGGAUUGAACCAAACAAAAACUAGAAGACGUAGAAAUUAUGUAAACUCAGGUAGUAAACAAGCCAGUUUUUUGAAAGAAGUAUAAAUAUAAAAGCCAAAUGAUACAAAUUGCUGACCCUUUAAACAUUGACAUAGGAAAAGCCAUUAAAUGCUGUGAAGAUAAAACACUCCAACUUCUACUUCGUGUCAAAGACUGCAACGUGUCACACAUUACAGAGGGUGACCUAGAGUCUUCCCUUACACAGAUAAAGUAGUCCCAGCUAUUCUGCGUAACAGGCAAGGAUGCCCACAGGAUUCUCAUUUGGUGAUUACAAGCAUGGCUUUGCCCUCCUGUCCUUGUCUUGGUUAAGGAUAUAGGGAAUGGAUUUCACCUACAACUCCCUCAUGCCAAACUUGUUUAUUUAAUUAAGAAUAAUUCCUGUAACAAAAUAAGCAUUGAUUGAAGAAGGUAAACAUGGAGAAAGAUAAACAAGAAAUCAAGUACUUAAAUUUUGUGUUGCUGAAUGACUUUUACCAUGGUCUUGAUAUUAAGGCUCAUAUUAAUCCUGGUAUUAAACUCAGAUUGAAGGCAAUGAGAGUUUUAUAGGAGCAUGCCUGAUCUGAAAUCCUACUUGAAUAAAAGAAGGAAUUGGAUUAUUGUACACUCUGCUUCCGCUGAGGGACCUCUGAGUGUUGGAUCCACCUGCAGUGCUGGGGUAUCCUGGCUCUCCCCCACUCCUGUCAUUACAGGGGCAUUACACAUGCAGAGAGGAAGGUGUCCUAAAGCCCCAAGACGAUUGGCAGAGCACAUGCAAGAGGAAAUCUCAGCGCGCAGCCGAUGCCAGGCAAUGAAGGAUCCUCCGUGGGAGUUGGUUAGUAGUGCCAAUGUUUGAUAUUUGUCGUAACAACCACCGACUGUUUUGGUUUUUGUUCUAACAAUGUGAAUUAUGCAUUAAACAUUAAUACAAGUGAGUGUACUUUCUUUUGAUCUUCAAGCAUAAUCAUUUCUAAUGAGAGCUUAUACAUGAGCAUUGAAACAAAUCCCUGAGUCAUGUGAAUUUACAUUGGUUGUACUCUGUGGGAAAGAUCCCACAUGAGUUACUCAUGUCUGUAAAACAUAACAUACUUAGAAGAAAAAAAUGAGCUUGCAUUUGUCUGUUGGAACAUAAAUAUCUGCGUAGACAUUUGGCUUGUGCCAAAGUCAGUAAUGAAACAUUAAAUGAAACAUUAAAAAGUUAAUUUAUCAGAGAUCAGGAUUCAGGGUGGGGCCCUCAAUUAAUGUGAGAUCCAAGUCUCAGAAUAAGGUCACCUCUUAGUUUCUCCCAUCUGGCUUCUUGCAAGAGUUGAGUCUAGUAUCAGAGGAAUUUGAACUAGCUCUAAGUAAAGGGAAUAGAAUUUGGCUUGCUUGACAGUGAUAAAAGUUGCCAAACUUUUGGUGACUUGCCAUCACCAAGUUAUAAUAUGCCAAUCCAUGGCAGGCAAACUGUGCAGUGCUAAGUGGCACCUCUCCAAAUGCCCUUGACAGCCAGUGUGGGCCAGACCCACUGUAGAACCUGCUUAGCCAUGUUUAAUAUCUGCACUUCUUAAAACAACAGUCACAAAUGGUGCAUUCCAUAAAAACAUAAACACUGGAUUGUGCAACUGCCAAGACAGUUAUUUAAAAUGCAAACAGAAUUUAGGCCCUUUCCCCUUUGACACACUGCACAAAUAUUAACCCAACAAGCAAUUAACAGUCUGCACUAAAGCAGCCAUGCUGCAUGUGCAAGGGACAGGCUGCACACUGGGGAAAGUACAGGCGCAAAAACAGCACAUGAUGGGUUCUGUUCCUGGGGGUGCAGGUACUCACUACCAGAUCUCCAGAAUGCCUUUUGCCUUUCCAAACAGACCUCAAUGCCAAAGGUUGCAGGAGGUGGCUGUCAGCAAGGUAUUAUGUUAAAUGGCAGAUAGGUUCUGUCUAUGAUUAAGGUCAUAUCUCAGGAAUUCUCAAAAGCCCAUUAAUGUAUUUUAUUCUUAAUGUGGAAGUGCUAAAGGAGUCCUGGAAGCCAGAAAUCCAGGAUUACCCCACAUAAUUCAAUGUUUUCACAGGAGGCUACAGUCAUGCUCUCUGCUGCUACCCUUCUCUUGUCUGAAUGAACUUAAAUGCUGAUGGUACAUCUUCAAAAGGAGAGUGAAAGCAGGCUAUGCACAGAAUAGUUUAUAGACUGGAAGAAGAGCAAACACAAAACGCUUCAUCCCUGAACUUGAAUUCUCCAAAUGCUCUGUUUUGUAUAAUGACAGAGGAGCUGAUACUAUUGCAGUAGAGAAGAGAGCAUCCAAGACACUCCAUUAUGGAACCCCACCACUGUUUGUAUUAAUUAUCUUCCCUGAGUUUGCACAACUUCACUUGGCAUGUUAAGUUAAAAGAUGGAUGGGUCAGUAUUGGGUAGAAGGACCUCAACUCCAUCUAGAUGCUGCUUGAAGCCCAUUGACAUUAUCCAGCUUUAAGAGUUCAGUGAGUCUUCUGACUUUUCAGAAUGCGUCAGUACAUCCCCAGGCACACACAAAAAGCUGUGCUUGCAAAGAUGGGAUAGAUACAGGUAGAAAAUGGUGUACAAAAGCAUGUAGGGAGGCCUCUCUAAGCAUCAGCCAGGGUGACAAAGCAUGCUGGCCCAUGGGUUCCUAGGCUGUAUUCACAGCCCUGGAAUGCCUGCUGGAAACACUCCCCUGUAAUUUAGCUCAUUUAGUGUGCAUUAAGGAUGCUCAUUUCUAGACCCCUAAGUGAAAUGUGAUACUGAACUCAUUCUUCCUCUUGCGACAGCAGGCCUCAGCAGAUGGCCAAGAGGUGGAUGGGAAGGAGAGAACACCAGUUUUAAUCCAGUUGUUCAUGAUGGAAAACUAUGAGAAAAGUGAAAAGAUCUUAUUCUGCAGACCAAGGCAUUUACUUAUAUUUAACUGCCUAAACUCAGUCAGAGCCCUGAAUUCCAUUACUCUGUGUGAAUGGUAUGGUAUGGUAAAGUCUUAUUUGGUAAUUACCUGGUCAGAGCCACAGACUAGAAACAAGAUAUGCAGCCAGUGAAAGCCCAGUGGAGUCAUACCAGUUUAUACUAGCUGAGAGUCCAAUUUCAAAUUAAAAAUUUGAGAAGUUGCAUUUUUCCAUGUCAUUUUGGUCAUAUUACACAGGGGGGAAAAAUGUAUGAGAAAAUAAAAAUAAAGUUGUAGCUAUAUAUAUAACCAAGACAGAAGCAGAACCAAUGUGAAAUCUUUAGCAAUUAAAUUCUACAUCCAAAUUAUUAGGUAUUUCAGUGUUGGUGCCAUUUGGAUUACUGCUUAACUUUAGGGCAGCAAGGUAAGCUCAUUUUCUUGCCUCUUUUCAGCCACCAUUAGGGCUGCAACCUUCCCAUCCUCCAGGGAGAGGGAGAGAAGUUACACAAUGGGUGUUUUUCCAUGGGCGGAUGUCUAAAUGUGAAGGGAAACAAUUGAAUUUUAAUGACAAUUUUGAGACUCUUGAAGUUAAUUUCUGGGCAGUGCAGAAAUUAGUGGGGCUUGCUGCUGCCAAGAGCUGCAUGUUCUUCUUCUGAUGUUAGCAGGAUUACAGGUCUCAGCUUUUGGCAGAAAUAACUCCCAAAAUAUUGGAUCCUUCUCUCUUGCCUUCUCUCAAAAGGAAGAGCAAGAGACCUGCUGCUGUCAGAUCCAACCAAGUGUCAGUGCAGAGCAAUGGCUGCAGAAAAACAUGGUAACUGCAUCAGAGUUACACUACCAGAGAUGUGUUCUCAUUAGGUAUUUACAGCAUUAUCUGAGGUGGAAUGGUAAAUUUGUUAGGUGCUGCACGAAAUAUUUAACCGGAAAAAGUUCCUGCAUCCAAAAGCACUACAAAAAUGAUUGAGGAAGGAGAGUGGCAAACAAUGGGAUAUCCUGGGGAAAAAAAGUACACCAGUGAUUACAGCAAAGGCAGACAGCUAUGAAGGCUUUUCCUACACACAGGGUAACAAUAAUUCUGCCAAGAAGGCAGGUUAUUUCCUUUUUAGCUCUGCUAUUUCCACUGCAUUACUGAAUCAUGGUUUGUUAAUAGCUUACAAACAUUAAAUUUAAAAAGCUUUAGGAACUUUGUAAUACCUGAGACAGUACAUUCCAAUUUAUCAAUUUCUAUAAAAAUACAUAAUCCAGUAGAUUUUGGGGUUGUGGUUUUCAGGGUGGGGUCUUUUAAUGCCUUUAAUAAAGAAAGAAUAAUUUUGGUCUUGUUAUCUUCUUAGAAGAUUCAGAAAGGAAUAUAAUGGGUAGUCCCAAAAUCUGUAUGUAUCUAAUUGUUGGUAGCAAAGUGGAAAAUAAAAGAUGCUUCAAAAUAGUGCCAGUCAUUUAAUCUACUCUGUAGUUGGAUGAUAGAGUGUCAAGCAUUUUCAUCAAAACCACGAGACUCACUACAGAUGACUGUCUUUUCAAUUUUGGGCUAUGCAAUUAUAGCCCCAAACAGGUCAUGGAAGGGUUCAGCCUUCCCCAUGUUACCCCUCUGGUCAGAUGGCAGCUCCAGCCAAAAGGAAAGAAGAAAAGAGGACAGCCGUAGCCACCUGGCACUGCCUUUUUGCACGGCAAAAAGCAGGCAGGGGAGGAGGGACCUGGUACCCAGCCAGGUGUGGCAGCACUUAGAAGCCAGGCUGCCAAGCUGGAGCUCGUCCUCUGAAUCGGAUUCUGCACGGGGAGGCACAGAGAAGGUAACAUUGGGGAACUGCUUCCCUUUCAAAGAGCUCUGCGUCCCCAUUUACCCUCUACCACGAGAUGGCCAAAUGUGCCUCUUAUUUGGCAGAAAAUGUUCAGCCUGGUAUUGGGUAUGUUACUGUGUCCACCAGCCCACUACACGGUGUACAUAAAAUAUCAUUCAGUUACAGGAGAAUUAAAAGAAGGAUUAGGCUCACAUUACUGACUGAUACCAAACCAUUUUUUCCUAAUACUGUUUUUUAUAUACUGUACCCAGAGUUUAGCUGUGUCCAUGAUUUCCUUCUACUCCUUAUUUCUCCAAAGGUGAUUUUAUUUAGAUCAAAUUUGUGUACUGUACUGCUGGAUACUAUGGUACAGUUCAUUGCUCUAGAACAAUUUCACUGGUUUAGAAAUGCCACCAUAAUGUUUUGCCACUAGACUUCUGCUGAGAAGUAGAGGCACUAGCUCACAAACACACCUUCCAAGUCCUUAUGGAGCCUUCCCAAGAACCUGUGAUGUGCUUAUCAGGCUUGCAUGCACAGGUAAGUCUCUGUGCCCCUGCUCUGAACCCUUGGGACAUGGGUGCUGAGUUAAGACUACAGAAAAAGGAAGAGCAUGGCCAUGAUCAACAGUCAAUCAUUUUAAUGGCUGUUAGUGUAAAAACAUAUUCCUAACCUUACUUACUACAGCCAGAUAUAGGGUAGGAGACAUGGUUUUGCAUGAACCCAUUUAUUUUUUCUUUUUAACUCUUUUGUAUGAGUGAUGAUUUUUGAGAGAUUGGUGUAGUAAUGUACAGUUGUUACAAGACUGCUGCUUCACAUUUCUACCUGUGCAGAUGGGAUAUCACAUUUCUGUCUAAGUUACAAUACCACUCGGAGUUAACAUCCAGAAACAGUUUCCUCUAUUCCAGCAGUAGUUGCCAUUUCUCGGAACAAUUCUUUAGGUACAAGUCUAAUAGAAAUGCCCCUUCACUGUUUUCCACUACAGCUCAGGUUUCCUGCUUCAGCUCUUAUGCUGCUGUGAACAUGUACAAAAUGGGAUGCUAGUUUUUGUCCCCCUGCCCUCAGUCCAAGAAGUGCUAUGCAACAGUAAUUCCAUCUGACUUCACAUAAUUCUGCUCUUGCACUUAGAAAUACAGGAGUUAACAGUCAAGAAGUACAAGUUUGGGUACUGGAAAGAUUAACAGAUCUUUCAAUCCUCAUGCAGGUGACCACAAGGUACAAGCUUUAUAGACAUUUGAUGAAUGAAGGGUUGCCACUAAAUGAAAGCAUGUCACAAAGCUCCAGAGGAAAUCAUUGCAACAAGGUUUUAGGAGUUUGUGAAGACACCGUGAAAUGAACACACUUUAUGAGGCUGCAGCUUGUGUGUAGAAAGUAUAUGCAACCUACUCUGUAUUCCUAAAAUGAUCACCAACAUAUCAUUGGGAACUUGGGCUUCUGAGAGUCAUUUCUCUCUCUGUGCCUCAGUUCCCUUAUAUGAAAGUCAGGAUUAUGUCUUUAGUGCCCCUUGGAUGAACAGAACAAGUUCACCUCUUAAAUGUCAAGUGUUACAAUCAAUCACAGGUUUACCAUGUCUUUUUAUGCCUAAUCAUUUAAAACUAUUAAUAUCAAAAUAAGCCACUCAAAAAUUAGUAAAGAUUGCAGAAGUCCUAGACUGUGGAACAUGAAUCUCAGUGAUUUCAACGUGAUGGAUGGAUGUGAUGCCAGCCUCAGACAUAAGAUUAGCUUCAAUGUGAUUUGAAAGAUCCCAGAACUCCAGUGACAAAUUAUUUGUUCCGCAUUUUCUUUUAGUUCAGGAAAGAUCUAUGCCAUUCCCAACACAGUGCCUAUUGUUCCCCUCCACUUUGAAUAUUUUCCUAUGAAUGCUGCUUGCUACCUAACAAACUAUCAAAAAAACUUCAGACACCAACAUUCAUUCUAUGGUUGGAUUUAUUGUGUUUUCCCUCUUAAAGAAUUUUUAUUUUGAAAUAUUGAUGAAAAAUUAUUUGCCAGGUAAUCAGUAAAGGAACUGAGAUAUAAUCCAGUCAUUACAGUCACUCUCACUUACACGGGUCUGCCAUCGGUGAUCCUUUCUUACAUAAAUGGAGUUAUGCAUAAGGAAGGUUAGAUGCUACAUUUUCAGGAAUUUCUUUCUUCUACCAAGACAGAUAAUGUUGGAUACAUAAAGUUCCUCUUUUAUGUGACACUUCCUUUAAAGCAAGUUUGUCCCCUUGAGUAAAUUUUUCCUUGGCUGUAAUGUGAUAUAUAUUCACAUACACGCACAUCUGUAUCUGCCAUAGAUGUCUACUUUGUAUAUCACACUUACUUCACUGAAAGAUGUUAUUACAGAUUGGGAAAAGAAAAACAGAAAGGACAAAUUGCUCUACUCAGUGUUUAAGAGUAGUUGGUAUCACUGAAUUUAGAAGUGUAAAUUCCUUUUUUUUGCACCUGAAUACACCACCGCCUGAGCAGUACCUGAUGUCAGUAGCAGUUCAUGUAUUUGUGCAGCUGCAAAAUCUUUUGAUAUCCAGGUGCCACAGGAAACCAUCACUGGAUUACAGUAUUUUUUCUGACAAACGUAAAAGAUUCAGUCAGCCUAAAAGUAUUUAACACUUUCUACAAAGACAUGUUAUGAAGAACUCCAAUUGUCUUUUGAAAAAGGCGGAGUCACUAACCUGUAUCUUACUAAAAUGCAUACUACUUCCAACAUUUUUCAAGUAGGCAAGAUGAAUAUGGAGUGAGGAGGGAAGAAAAUGAUUCAGAGAAAAUUCAAGUUAGAAAGAGAAAAAAACCUCUUAUUUAUAGUUCAGAGAUCUGUGCUAUUUUAGUUCUUCAUUUAAAUAACUAUUUUAAAUUAUAAAUUUCAAGCCUAUUGCAGAUAUCUUGCUCUUAUUUUCUGAAUACAGAAAUAUGAAAGAAUAAGGUAAAAAAAGAUAUUAAAUAGUGAUUUAAUUUGUUCAGAAAGCAUUGAGUGAUAUGUAUCUGCAUGGAAUUACAUAGCUCAGUUCUACUUGAAAAUUCUCCUAACUGGAAGAAAACAUGCAAGAUCCUCACCCAUUUUAACAGCCGUCAUAAAAUGGAUGUUAAACUUAGCAGCAACAGUUCAUCAGCAGCUUCCCAACACUGGCAUCAAUAUAAUAAUUUGUAUUAGAUAUGAAUGGGGAAAACAUUUUUAAUGCUGUAUUUGAAUGAAGGUUAGAAAUAGUUAAAUGCAAUACACCGAAGAUGCCACUCACAGAUAUGAUAACUGUUUCAGGGGAGAGGGAGGAGGGCAAACUUCCCACUGCAUGAUGAAAAAUAUUAAAGUAUUAAGUAGAAAUAUUUGAAGAAAUUAAGGCCUGGAACUAUAGCUUUCAACAAAGAUGAUGUCAGUUCUGUGUAUUCCUGCACAAGAAAACCAAAGUGCUGCCUGGGACUUCUGAGCAUUUCCACAACUCAAACAGUAAGAGGAAGCUAUUCAAAGUCAAAAGAGUUUCAGUGUUAACAGCAAUGAAAACAGACCAGAGCCUUUAUCUUAAUCAGUUGCUUAGAAUGAACUGAUACAGAUUUAUCAUCUUUUCUCCCUCUGUGGUUAGAGCCAGAGUCACACAUUACUGAUGUAUUUUCAAAGUCCCACACAUGGGCAAUAAUAUUGCAAAUAUUUUGAGGGAAGGGAUUUCCUGUAUUUUGCCAAUGCUGUGCUUCAGGUUCAUGAGUCACUAAGAAAAUAUGGAGAAAUAUUUAUUUUUGUGCUUUGAAUAAGAAGUCUUUUGUGACAAUAUAAAAAUGGGGAAGUCGUUUCUAAGUUUAUUAUUACUAGCCUAUUUAUUAAGAAUUACAAACUUUGAAACAGUUGAAAUACUUAGAUGGAAACAUGACGUUAUCUCCAGUAUUUUCUGCAAAUGUUCUGUCAGCAUCCUAAUUGUACUCCCGUCCUGUAUGAUGAAAUGAACUCCAGCUCUCUCCAUAAAUGAAAUAGCAAUAAGAAAAAAUCGAAAUGCUAUUUAUUCAGCAACUGACUCUUAGCCAAAAUGAACUACUAUUUACUGUGAUUAGAGGUAAUUUUACACAUAUACUAAGCACUUGUAACAUUUGAAAGCCUGAGAUUUGCAUUAUCUUGUAGGCUCUUGUAAUUUUUUUAGCUAUAUACUGACAGAAUUAAACACGGGCAUUUACAGGAAAAAAAAUAAUUUUGAUAAGGCUGAGAUAAGCAAAUAAAACAAAAUAAAUACAAUAUUAAAGUUGCUAAUGCUCUAUUCGCAACAAAAUCCUUAUAGUAAUGUGCUCUCCUUUCCUUUCUAGCAACAUGUAAUUCUCUGCAGGGAUGUCAAGGGGACCAUUCUCUCAAUUUUCCUAGCAAGCCAACAUCUGCUAAAUGCAGCAUGACAUGCUGUUUACCUUUGUUGUAAAGUUGAGGCUUUUCCAUUUAAGAACGGUAUAAAUGAAUCAGUAUUCAUUCACACCUAUGCUUAGAAGUGUCCAUUACAGAGCAGAGAGUGCAGCUUUUUAAUCUCCUCCUUAUUCUGAUUUUAUGCCAUAUUCCUCUGCACUGAUGCUGUUUGGAAUUGCCCUAGAUAUAUUAACAAAUGCAAGGAAAGUAAAACCAAAAACAGUGGUGAUUUUCCCCUCAUUUUCUGCAAGUAUUUCUUGACAAAGGUGAUAAAAAUGCAGAGGUAAAAGGUCUUGCCUUGCAUCUUCUUUAAACUCAGUAGUUUAACAAACUGCUUCAAAACAAAAGUUUUGUCCUCUGCUCCAAAAACAAGAUGACAAAAUCCCAAGCUACAUAUUUAGAUUUGCCUUCUAAAAACCUGUGCAAUAUUUACUAACUUGUAUUCAAUGGGAGAAUUUCCAAGGGAAAUAGUAGGGGGUUGUCUGUUUUGUUUUGAUUUUUAAAAAUGUAUAUACAUUUCUCAUCUGCUGAAAGGAAAUCUACCUUCAUCAGGAAAAGAACAGGUGAAAAGACUAAUUAACAUUAAAAAAUGCAACCACCCUU